Messenger RNA from Harpegnathos saltator (Jerdon's jumping ant), 442 nucleotides. RefSeq lists its product as uncharacterized. The record is from RefSeq and is a predicted model, not a curated record. Lineage: Eukaryota; Metazoa; Arthropoda; Insecta; Hymenoptera; Formicidae. Bases 1 to 369 code for a protein of 122 amino acids. The transcript has 4 exons.
AUGCUCAGAGCUCACGCGUGUGUUUUACGCGCGAGGAAACCCUUUCCGAAAGGACGAUUCUGUGAAUGUCACGACGGAAAAAACGCGGUCCGGUUAGAGAAAUAUUUAACGGAUGAAUCCACACUGAAAUUGAGCACUGUCUGGCUGAAAAAAUAUGAUAGAAUACGUAUUUUAAUUCAGAAGAAAAUAUCUUCGAGAUGCUUUGCCUCCCUUCUUUCGGGCGAGGAAGUGAUACCUCUCUCCUCUCUUAUCGCUAUUUUGAAACAGCAAAAGAUAAAACAUCUUUUUAAUCAACAUUCCAACUCAGUGAAGCAAUGUUCACCGCAUGAUAUUUUCAGUCUCGACACGAUGACUUUUCUGAGAAAUUGAUUAUUCUUGAAAAAAAUUUAUUUUCAGUGCAAAAAUAUUUUAGUAUAAAUAAAUACAUUACUAGUACCCACCG